AUAUCAAACCAUGUUCUAAGAGAACUUCCACAAGUGAUGCUUUGGCGAAGUUUCGGCGUAAAAGGUUAAUCCCGCGUUCUUACAAGGUUAUGAUUACAUUCCAAAAACUCCCAGAUUCCAACAUGUCCUAUAGAUUUUUGCAAAUAAACCGUGGUGGUAACGG
This is a messenger RNA of Funneliformis mosseae, 163 nucleotides long. The record is from the annotation of a GenBank genome assembly. NCBI's taxonomy places the organism in Eukaryota, Fungi, Glomeromycota, Glomeromycetes, Glomerales, Glomeraceae.